UUAAUCAAUGGACCUAAUAAGACUUCGAUGGAACCUAUUGAUUCCGAUUUUGGCACUCAUGGAAAAGGACUAAAAUACUAUUUUCGGCCAUGCCAUAAUGGUUAUAAUACUGGUUUUGUUAUUGUUGAAUUUGAUGCAUCCCAGUCACCAAAAGCCCCGUUCUUCUAUGGCGAUUAGGACAUCAACUCCACAGCGGCAGAGCUUUGACUCGAGGCAGCGCAGGGAUGCUGCGGGGCGUGGAGGAGUGUACGAGCACCUUGGGGGAGCACCGAGACACAGAAAGUUGUACUGUGCCACAAAGUAUCACUUACAAAUACAUCCCAAUGGGAGAAUAGACGGGACCCUGGAGGAGAAUAACCCUUUCAGCAUAUUGGAGAUAGCAGCAGUGGAUGUGGGAGUGGUGGUGAUUAAAGGACUGUUCUCUGAUAGAUAUCUGGCCAUGAACGAAAAAGGAGGACUAUAUGCAUCGGCUGCCUUCAACCAGGAGUGUGAGUUCAUGGAGCGGAUCCAUGAGUUAGGCUACAACACUUACGCCUCCCGCAACUACCAGACAACCACUCCCUCCACCUCAACAGGAAGCAGCAGCAGGCGAAGGGCGAGUGCUGAGAGGCUGUGGUACGUGUCGAUCAACGGAAAGGGCCGGCCAAAGCGUGGCCUGAAGACUCGCAGGACAGAGAAGGCCUCCCUCUUCCUUCCCAGGGUCCUUGGCCACAAGGACCAUGACAUGGUUCACCUGUUGUUCAACAGUAGUCUAGGGUACAGACAGACUGCCCUCAGACUUACAGGAAAGACAGGGCAAAGGAGAUAGAGACAUGUUUCCAUAUCCAGGCAGUUUGAUGACUAGUCUGACUCAUGUCAUUCCACGCUGCCCACAGCCUGA
This is a messenger RNA of Salvelinus namaycush (lake trout), 880 nucleotides long. RefSeq names its product fibroblast growth factor 3-like. The record is from RefSeq and is a predicted model, not a curated record. Gene Ontology annotation, biological process: animal organ morphogenesis; fibroblast growth factor receptor signaling pathway; positive regulation of cell population proliferation. Gene Ontology annotation, molecular function: fibroblast growth factor receptor binding; growth factor activity. NCBI's taxonomy places the organism in Eukaryota, Metazoa, Chordata, Actinopteri, Salmoniformes, Salmonidae. The coding region runs from base 98 to 808 and encodes 236 amino acids. Gene Ontology annotation, cellular component: cytoplasm. The transcript has 3 exons.